AACCCCAUCAAAGCGAUAGGUGGGCGGUAGGGCCCAGGAAGAGGGAGGGGUGGGCAGCGGGUAAGAGCGCCUCUCCGGGAGCCGAGAACCCUGUGAAGUUCCCGCGAACUCAGCGCACACUGCGGAGACGCGUCUACCGGACUUGGGAGGUGGAAGAAGACCUGGGCGGUGCUCUACCCGGCUAGUCCCCACGGCGUAGCGCGCCUCGAGUUCUUUGACCACAAGGGGUCGAACUCUGGGGGCCGAGGGAGCACGCGCCGCCUGGACUGCAAGGUGAUCCGUCUAGCCGAGUGUGUGAGCGUGGUGCCGGUGGCCGUGGAGAGCCCCCCUGAGCCUGGAGCCACCGCCUUCCGCCUGGACACCUUACAGCGCUCCCAUCUGUUGGCGGCCGACGCGCCUUCCAGCGCCGCAUGGGUGCAAACGCUGUGCCUAAAUGCCUUUCCGAAAGGUAACUGGGCUGUGGCGCCUACUGAGAACCCACCCAAACUUUCUGCCCUGGAAAUGCUGGAGAACUCGCUGUAUAGCCCCACCUGGGAAGGAUCCCAGUUCUGGGUGACCAUGCAGAGGACUGAAGCCUCUGAGCGCUGUGGCCUGCAUGGCUCCUAUGUGCUGAGGGUGGAGGCUGAGAAGCUGACUCUCCUGACUGUGGGAACCCAGAGUCAGAUACUGGAGCCGCUCCUUUCUUGGCCCUAUACUCUGUUGCGUCGCUAUGGCAGAGACAAGGUCAUGUUCUCAUUUGAGGCUGGUCGGCGCUGCCCCUCUGGCCCUGGAACCUUUACCUUCCAGACGGCACAGGGAAAUGACAUCUUUCAGGCAGUUGAGACUGCUAUCCAUCAACAGAAGGCCCAAGGCAAGGCUGGUCAGGGGCAGGAUGUGCUUAGAGUUGAUUCCCAUGAAGAAGUGGCAGAGAGGAAGCUGGCUUCUCACCCUGGUGCCCAGGAGCUCCCAGACAGCCCUCCAGCCCUAUAUGCUGAACCCUUAGACUCCCUGCGAGUUCCUCCAGGUCCUUCCCAGGAUUCUCUAUACUCAGAUCCUUUGGACAGCACCCCUGCUCAGGCAGGGGAGGGGGUACAGUCAAAGAAAACUCUCUAUUGGGACUUGUACGAGCAUGUGCCACAGCAGUUGAUGAAUGCCAAGUUGAAGGACCCCAAAGAGGACCCCAUUUAUGAUGAACCUGAGGGCCUGGCCCCAGCUGCUCUCCGGGGCCUUUAUGAUCUACCUCAGGAGCCGAAGGAUGCAUGGUGGUGCCAGGCUCGAGCGAAGGAGGAAGGCUAUGAACUCCCCUACAACCCCGCUACUGAUGACUACGCGGUGCCUCCCCCUCGGAGCACAAAGCCAGUCCCAGCUCCCAAGCCCCAGGGCCUGGCCUUCCCUGAGCCUGGUGCAACUGGCAGUGGCAGCAAAGGCCACAGCCCAGACACUGCCCUGUACAGCCAGGUCCAGAAGAACAGGGCCUCAGGGAGCUGGGACUGUGGGCUCUCUAGAGCAGAGCUUGAGAGGACUGGGGUCAAGUCAGAGGGUUCCACAUGAGAAGUAGGGCAAGGCUGGGGUUGCUGAUAGGAGAACCAUGGAGAGAUGGCAUUGGGGGAAAUCAAAGAAACCUAUUAGAACCAGUGGGAACCAGAGGGCUGGAGGGGCCUGUGUGAGACUAGGGGACCAGAAAGAUCAGGGGAGUCAAGGGAAGAAUGAUUAAUUCCCAGAAAUCCUGGAAGUGCGACAGAUGGCAGAGGCUCAGGGAUGGCACCAGGGGAGGUCAGCAUCCCUAAGUCAUUCCCCCAAAGGAAUGGGCAGUUGCUGGACCAGGUCUAUGGAAAGGAUUCUUGAUCAGAGUAGUACAGCUGGGGGGGCCUGCAUGGAGGCUGUAGGGUGAUGCUGGACUGUGCCUGGAUCCUUUCCCCUGCAUUGCUGUUGGUUUGUUUUUUGUUUUUUGCCAGAGGUUUAUUUUUUAAAAAGUUUUAUUCUCAUUAAAGUCAUUUUGGGUUUAAGAG
Molecule: messenger RNA, 1988 nt
Organism: Molossus molossus (Pallas's mastiff bat)
Lineage: Eukaryota; Metazoa; Chordata; Mammalia; Chiroptera; Molossidae
Gene: DOK1
Product: docking protein 1
Exons: 5
Coding region: 502-1530 (342 amino acids)
Biological process (GO): positive regulation of MAPK cascade; cell surface receptor protein tyrosine kinase signaling pathway
Cellular component (GO): cytoplasm
Source: RefSeq, a predicted model, not a curated record